AUGAAGUAUGAAGAGUCUUCUGAUAUGUACAUAGGAGAGUAUCUAGUCACCAGCGAAAACAGCUUAGACGAUGAAUUAGACAGCAUAACAACUAAAAUAGAUAUACACAUAGAAGACGACAGCCUCCCUGGAAUGUUCAGAAGAGCAACCAAAUGCAUAGAAAAUGCAGAUGCGCUCUCUCUGUACAGUUUGUCUACUGCGCUGCUGGGCUACACUCGCAUAGUUAUAUCGGUGUACAAUGUAAGCAAGGAGGAGUGUUCAUUCCUGCACAAAACCCUGCACAUUCUGAAAGAAAGACUGCCCAUCCCCGUUGAAAUAAGCCAAAAUAUGCUGUGCUGCACUCAUUUAAUCAUAGCAUCUAGCUCGCACAGAGAGUGCAAAGUGUCCUGUCCGUAUCUACUCGGCAUUCUGUUUGGCAAAUCAAUGGUUAACUUCAACUGGUACUUGUCUUUGUUCAGUGAUGCCCUCAGCAUAGAGACCGCCACCCUGUUGAACAUAGUACGCUCGGAGAUGGAUAUAACUGAUGCUGCAGAGAUGUCUUCUAUCUACGGAAUGCACGAAGGGUUCUUUAGUAAUGUAAAUAUAUCAGGGCAGAUAGCAGAAAAAGAAAAGAGGCUGGUCUAUCUCCUAAACGGAACAGCUGAUAGAAAGAGCAAGAGACUUACAGUAAAAAUAGACACACACGAAGAGCUUUUCUAUCUAAUCACAUCGGACUCGAGCAAGCCCUGGUAUCUAUCCUUGUUUCCAGGAAGAAGCUGCAUACAUCGCAUGAAGUAA
Messenger RNA from Nematocida minor, 777 nucleotides. RefSeq lists its product as uncharacterized. The coding region runs from base 1 to 777 and encodes 258 amino acids. The transcript has a single exon. NCBI's taxonomy places the organism in Eukaryota, Fungi, Microsporidia. The record is from RefSeq and is a predicted model, not a curated record.